Rodentolepis nana is the source of this 438-nucleotide messenger RNA. NCBI's taxonomy places the organism in Eukaryota, Metazoa, Platyhelminthes, Cestoda, Cyclophyllidea, Hymenolepididae. The record is from the annotation of a GenBank genome assembly.
AUGGAAAACGCUCUGGAGACUGCCUCAGCCCUUAUACUCUGCCUCAGUUAUUCUUUCAGCACAUCUCCUUACUGUCGGCAGCAGGUUCUCUCAGCCCUCUCUUACGGUGUCGCUCUAGUGCCAAUCCUACUGGAGAAUAGUUAUCAUCCAGAAGCUUGGUUACACUAUCUCCUUGCAACUGUCAUCUACACACCCUUCACGGAGAAGGAAGAUUUCGCGGAAUCUACCGAGGCUCUUUCUUGUGCCCUAACCAAAUAUGGCAUUGUGAGGGAGGUAUCAAAUGCGGAAAUCGUUCCAGAGAGUGUCAGUUCUUCGGAAGUUGCCGCCUCCACCGCAACUAUUUCUAUUGCUAAUCCCUAUCGCUCAUUGGCGAUGAGGAAUCAUGGGGGACGUGGAUUUUCCAUUCCAUUAUUAUCAGGCGAACGAGUGACACAGUAG